CUUCUGGGUGAGGCUGGAGACAUUCUGGAACAAGUAUGAACAGGAUGAGGAACGAACAUGAUCUCAAAUUGUAUUUACCGACCAUAAACUAAACAGUGUCUGUUUCAGUUUAGGAUAGUAAUAAAGGACUAACAAAGUGGAGAUAUUCUGUAAAUUAAUAUCAAUUUGUGUAGAAUAUAAGAAUCAAAUAUGGACUAAACAACAGAAUACACAAACAUGAACUGUAUAUUUUCUAGGAAUCAAUGUGCAUGAAGACCUUUUGUUUUGCAGUAAAAUGGAAGCUUUAAUUAGUUAACUAACCUCAAUGUUCUAUUAUUCAAUAUGAGAUUAGAUUUUGCUUUCCAGGAAAAACAUGAUACAUCGUUAAAUCUCAACAUGUUUUACUCAUCUAGGUCUCAAUUCGUUGAACCAGUCUUUUUUUUCUUUUCUUUUACCACGCCCAUAAACGAUUUCCAAGACUUAUUUCUCAAGACCAGCCCAGAAGAGUUACCUGAGCGAUUAACUAAUAGACGGCCUAAAGACCGUCUGGAAACCGUAUGACAAAAUAGUAAAAUAGACCUUACAUUAUUUCACUAAAAGCGGUUUUAACUAUGGAUCGAGACAUAUUUGGCUGCUAACAGUUAUCCACAGCUCUUGAAGUAGAGAAAACAACUUCUAAAAAAGAGACACUUUCUGUCAAGCCCAGAUCAUGGACUGGAAGAACUUCCAAGCCCUCCUCAGUGGGGUUAACAAGUACUCCACUGCCUUUGGUCGGAUAUGGCUGUCUGUGGUGUUUGUGUUCAGGGUGAUGGUAUACGUAGUAGCGGCAGAGCGUGUCUGGGGUGAUGAGCAGAAAGACUUUGACUGCAACACUAAGCAGCCGGGCUGUGCCAAUGUCUGCUAUGACUAUUUCUUCCCCAUCUCCCACAUCCGCCUGUGGGCCCUGCAGCUCAUCUUCGUCUCCUGUCCCUCCUUCAUGGUAGUCAUGCAUGUGGCCUACCGGGACGAACGGGAAAGGAAGUACCGUGCCAAGUUUGGCGAGGACGCCAAGAUCUACAAAAAUACAGCCAAGAAGCAUGGCGGCCUGUGGUGGACCUACCUGCUCAGCCUUUUCGUCAAGACGGGCAUUGAGGUGGGGUUCCUUUACGUCCUGCAUCACAUCUACGACAGCUUCUACCUUCCCAGGUUGGUCAAGUGUGAGGUGUGGCCCUGCCCCAACCAGGUGGACUGCUACAUUGGACACCCCACAGAGAAGAAGGUCUUCACCUACUUUAUGGUGGGGGCCUCAGCCCUCUGCAUUGUCCUCAACAUCUGUGAGGUCAUCUACCUGAUCUCUAAGCGUGUUGCCAACUUUGCACAGAAGAUGAAAAGGCGUGAGCGCACAAUGGCCGUACACAACCAUGAUUACAGUGACCCUUCCUGUAAAAACUGCAGUCUUCACUCGUCCAGGGAGAACCAGAAGCUUCCGCUCAAGGGCAGCAUCAGGUCUGCCUAUAAGCCUGCAUAUAAACUCACUGAGGACAUGCGUGCCUCAGCUCCUAAUCUAUCCUCUGCUCUGUAAAAAGGACGUUUGGAACGCCAGCACUGCCACAGAACCAGGCUACAUCCUGGUUGUGUCUUUCAAAGAGACUGUGAAAAACAGUUUUAGCUGCAAGUUUUCCCUACAAAAAAGUAUUUAUAACUAAUGUUCUUGAAAUAUCUAUAGACCCAAGCCAUAUACUAAGGCUGGCUAAGACUUAACAAAAUUAAGUCUACUUUCGACUGCCAUGGGGAUGGAGAAAGAAACAAUCCUGGAAAUAAAUUAUAAAAAUAAAACUGACAUGACAAUUUGAGCAUGUAGAUUUUCAAAUGUUUUAAUCGUUCUAUUGGGGCUGUCCGGGUUUAGAUGUUGGAGGUGAGACGUGGGAGGAAACAGACGCUGAUACUGAAUGCUAAGAGUUUUAAGACACACCUGGUUUUGGUAUGCACACACAAUGCCAAUGCUUCCAUGAUGUACAGGGGGAAAUGAAACAAGAAAUACCUCAAACAUUUCUACGUUUCAGUGAAUUCCUUAACACCAACCAGUAGCAACCCCAGCUUGCUUGAGAAUAUGACUUAACAACCAUUUUAAGGUUUACAGACUGUUGUCUUAGGAGAUCAUUACAACAGAAUGAUAACAUAAUUCCAUCUAAAACAGUAGAGAGAGUGAAGUGUAUCGGUGAUUUACACAGUCUCUUGGCAUUGGUUGGACUUGGUUGUCGGCACAGUCAAUUGGCAUACUAAAUUCCUGGCCAGUUUUAUUGUUUAAAAACAUUUCCAAUAGUUAACAGAGCUCAUCUCUCAUACCUAAUGUUUAUUCACCCUCGUUUGUUUUGCACAGCUGCACUAGGCACAUACAUUGUCCGUGUUUUGACAUUUUUGUACACAAGCUCCACUCUCCCAAAUCCAAUGUUGAUCCGAAUGAGAUAAAGGAAUGCUGUUGUUUUUAUAAAAGAAGUCUGAAUGCAAGUAAACACUGGUCUUGGAAAGAUGUUUCAAGCUACAUAAGAGACAAUAGGAACAAAGGACAACCAGUUAUGCGGUUCUGAACUACUUUGCAUGGUCAGCAGCUAAAUGAUCACACCUGGGAAUGUUUAUGUUUUACAUUGUUGUAAUAAAUCGUACUCUUGCAUAA
Molecule: messenger RNA, 2632 nt
Organism: Hypomesus transpacificus
Lineage: Eukaryota; Metazoa; Chordata; Actinopteri; Osmeriformes; Osmeridae
Gene: gjb3
Product: gap junction protein beta 3
Exons: 2
Coding region: 689-1540 (283 amino acids)
Biological process (GO): cell communication
Cellular component (GO): connexin complex
Source: RefSeq, a predicted model, not a curated record